AUGGAGCGGUGGGACCACGCGUCAUUGCUGGCUGCGGGCAGUAGCCCCUCAAGGGCAGCCGCUGCGCCGCUGGAGGACCAGCCAUGGGGCACCGACUUUCAGAAGCACCAGUCGGAGCCCAGCGAGCCCGACUCGCCCCCAGGCGAGGGCUGGGCGCUGCUGGACGCCCGCACGUUUCGCACCCAACUGGAGCCCUCGGUGCGCCACUCGGGCUGGCUGCUCAAGGCCAGCGGUGCCGGCCCGCACCGCCAGUGGCGGCGCCGCUACGUCUAUGUCUCGGCCGACCGCCUGUGCUACACCCCCGAUCCUGACGCCGACAGCGGCCUGUGCCCCGUACGCUACCUGCCCUUGGACCGCAUCCCCGUGCGCGCCCUGCCACGCGGCUACGGCCCCAAGCUGGGCGUCACUCUGGUGGAAGACCGCCAGGCGCGCCAGGCGGUGGACCGCUCCAGCGCCCAGUUCAGCCCCAAGAAGGCGGGCUGCGUGUUCAGCGUGGCCUGCGGCGCGCACACACACUUCUUUGCGGCACCCUCAGCCGCAGACGCCAAGCGCAGCCCCUCGCCGGAGGAGCACCUGGUGCUCAAGGAGGCGCGGUGGCAGGCGGAGAGCCAGGCGCUGCGCCGCUCGCUGGCAGAGGCGGAGCAGCAGCGGCUCAGGGAGUCCACAGCGCAGUGGCAGGCCGCGGCGGCCGCCGCCACGGCGGAGACUGUGCAGCAGGAGGGCCUGCCGGUGGUGUGUUACGAGAUCGAAGUGGUGACAGGCAGCCAGCCGGAGGCGGGCACCAGCGCCCGAGUGUACCUGGAGCUGUGCGGGGAGGGAGGCACUUCGGGGGACCACCGGCUGAUGUACCGCCAGGGCAGCACCGGCGCGCCGUCCCGUACCGCCUUUGCGUCGGGGGCGGUCGACAGGUUCAAGCUGCACUGCCAGCCUCUGGGCGAGCUGGUGAAGGUGCGUGUGUACCACAACAACGGCGGCCCCUCCCCCGCCUGGUUUCUGGAGGAGGUGCGGGUGCGGCGCCAGGGCGGCCACCGCUGGACACACUUCCCCUGCCGCCGCUGGCUGGCUGUGGACCAGGACGACAGCCGCGUGCUGCGGGAGCUGUUCAGCUCUGCCAUCCAGGCCCUCGCCUCCCCGCCCCAGCCGGGGGCCCCACCGGCCGCCCCUCCAGCACGGCAGGCGCAGCAGGAGGAGGCGCCCCCCGCCCGGAGGGUGGUGCAGCCAGUCUGGUACACUGUGGUGGUGUGCACCAGCGGAAAGGAGGGUGCAGGGAUGGCGCCUGAGGAGGGCGCGGCGGUGUUCCUGGUGCUACACGGCAGCCGCGGCAGCAGCACGCGCUUGAAGCUGCCGUCACAGGCGGGCGACUUUGCGCGGGGGCAGGAGGAUGUGUUCAGGGUGCAGCUGCCGUGUGUGGGCGCCCUGGAGAAGCUGGGGGUGGGGCUGAGCAGCAGCGGCGAGCAGGCGUGCUGGCUGCUGGAGCAGGUGGAGGUGACGGAUGAGUGCACAGGCGAAACCGUCUUCUUCCCCUGCUCCGCCUGGCUGGGCAAGGGCAAGGGGCACGCCGAGCGCAGCCUGCUGGGCAGCAGGGCCAACCCGCGGGAGGCGCAUCGUGAGGUGGCGCGCCUGCGGCAGCAGCUGGACGCAGCCAGCAAGCAGCUGGCGGGGGCACAGGCUGAGCUGGCGGAUGCCAAGGCAGCUGCGCGCGGGGCGCAGCAGGCGGGCCAUGGGCACGAGGCCGAGCUGGAGGUUCGCCUGGCGACGCAGCAGGCCGAGGCGCAGCAGCUGCACAAGCAGCUGGCCGAGGCGCAGCAGCGUGCGGCGGCGGCAGAGGCUCGUGUGGAGCAGCUGCAGGGGGAGCUGAAGAGCGCAGAGGGGCUGGCAGAGGGCCUGAAGCGGGAGCAGGAUGCCGGGCGGGAGCGCGCCGGCGCCGACUCGGCUCGUGCAGCGCAGCUGGCGGCGCAGCUCGGGGCGAUGCAGGAUGAGCUGGCGGCUGCUCAGGAGGCUGCGGCAGCGGCGGCUGCCAGGGCGCGCAAGUUUGAGGCGGAGGCGAAGCGGGGGGAGGAGGAGCUUGAGGAGCUGCGCAGCCAGAAUGAGCGGUACAGGCGGGACAACAGCUCGCGGGUGGAUGAUGCUGAGGACCAGGUGCGGCGGCUGCGGGCCGAGGUGGCGGCCAAGGCGGCAGAGCUGCGCGAGGCGAGGGCCGCGGAGCAGGAGACAUCUGACGAGUGCGAGCGGCUGAGCCGUGAGCUGGCGGCAGAGCGCCUCAGAGCCAAGGCGAGCUGCCAGAAGGCUGCCCAGCUGGAGGAGCUGCAGGAGCGGCUGGAGGAGGAGGCGGACAAGGCGGCGGCCUCGCCCCCGCACUCGCCCUCCUCCGCCAAGCUGCUGGCAGCGUACCGGCUGCUGGGUAGUGGCGGCAGCAGCGGCGCCAUCAGCCUGGCGCGCGAGGCCUUCAGCGGCUGCUUUGCCGCGGGUGCCGCCAGCGUGUUUCAGCUGGAGGCGCCGGCUGUCGGGGAGCUGCAGCAGCUGCACAUCUGGGUGGAUGUAGACGGGGCAGGCGCUGCGGCGGAUGCCAGCUGGCACCUCGACAGCGUGGAGGUGGCCUGCGAGGGCCGCCCGCCCGCUUACUUUGUGUGCCGCAAGUGGCUGAACGCUGGCUGCGGGUACAGCGCUGAGCUGGCGGCCAGCUCCAGGAACCCUCGGCAGGAGGAAGCUGAGUACAAGGUGGUGGUGCACACCUCCAGCCUGGCGGGGUGCGGUACCGCUGGAAACGUGUUUGUGGAGCUGAAGGGCGAGCGCACGCCCAGCGGCGCGGACGAGUUUGCCUUCCGCCUGCCCAGCCUGGGGCCGCUGUGCGAGCUGCGCGUGGGGCACGAGGGGCGCCGCGAGUGGCACCUGGACCGGGUGGAGGUGGUGGACUCGGCGGCCGGCACCACCUACUUCUUCCCCUGCGAGCAGUGGGUCAGGGGCAGCGGCCCCGGCGGCUCCAUGUCCCGCUCCCUGCAGCUGCGCGGCUACAUGACCGACCCGCGCAGCCUGCCGGUGCAGUACCGCGUGGAGGUGGCGGUGGAGGAGGCGAGCGGGGUGCUGGGCGGCGACAGCCUGCGCCUCACGCUGUGCGGCAGCCGCGGGGAGAGCGGGGCGCAGCGCCUGGACGCGGCGCGGGCGGCGCCGGGCAGGACGCUGACGGCCAUGUUUGAGGGGGCCAACGUGGGACACAUGGAGCGGCUGCGCAUCGGGCUGGCGCCGGGACCCGCAGGCCAGCACUGCGGCCUGCGCGUGUCUGGGGUGGUGGUCACCAACAUGCCCACCGGCGAGGCAGCCACCUUCUACUGCUCAGAGUGGCUGCGCAGCGCAGACCCCUACGAUUUUGAGGUGGAUGCUGCAGGGGAGCAGGAGCUGGCGUGCAGCUACCGGCUGGAGGUGCAGACGUCUGAUGUGCGGCGGGCGGGCACCGCCGGCAACGUGUACGUCACCCUCGUGGGCGACGCCUGCACCAUCGGCCCCUACCAGCUGACCAACACCGAGUCGGAGCACUUCCAGCGCGACCAGCUGGACGUGUUUGAGAUCGAGGGGGCGCCCGACUGCGGCCAGCUGCGCCAGAUAGAGGUUCGGCACGACGGCGCGGGCCGAGGCAACGACUGGCACCUGGCCUGGGUCAAGGUCGCCAACAUCACCACAGGAGCCGUGGCCAUGUUCAAAUGCAAGCGCUGGGUGGACCGGCGGCGGCGCGACGACCCUGGGGCUGUCGCCGCGGUGGCGGCGCUGCCGCCUGACGCCACGGCAGCCGUGGGAGGCAAGCUGAACGCCAAGGACCGGCUGCUGCUGGGCGGCAGCGCCAAGGCGGGCGCGGCGGCGGCGGCAGCCCACGCGCCGCUGGUGCAGGAUGUGCGCAUGUCGGCAGAUCGAGGCCCUAUGGAGUGGGCAGAGGGCGGGGCGGGCUCCCAGCCGCCGGCUCCACAGGCCGGCCCGGCGGGGAUGCCUGGAUACCGCGUGGUGUUCCACACCUCGCGCAUGUGCGGCAGCGGCACCAAGGCCAGGGUCCACUUUGAGCUGACCGGCGCCGGCGGCAGCAGCGGCGUGCUGCACCCUGCGGGGACCACCAAGUCGUUUGGGGCGGGGCGGGUGGACAUCUUUGAGUUCCCCCACCUGGGCGCGCUGGGCGAGCUGCAGUCGGCGCGCGUCGGCACCGACGGCUCCGGAUUCUUUCCAGCCUGGCACCUGCAGCUGCUGGUGGUCACCCACCUGCCCACCGGCCGCGUGUGGCAGUUCAGCUGCUUCAACUGGAUCGACAAGAAAGUCAACUACUCCCGCUGGCUCACACUGGACAGCACCCAGCAGGGAGCCUAUGGCGUCGCCGCCGGCUCCAGCACCAAGCUCGCCGCCUGGCAGUUCAGCCACAAGCCGCCCGCACUGGUGGCCACCUCCCCUGGCGGCAGCGCCGCACCCGGCAGCCAUGCCCACUACCCGCCGCAGCACCACCGCGGCGCCGGCGCCCCCACCUCCCAUUACAGCCCCCACCAGCGGCCGGGGAGCCCCCAGGGGGGCAGCCCGCUGCGGUUCAAGGCCCACCACCCGCAACAGCAGCAGACGGGUGCGGCGAGCCGGCCCGGCAGCCCGGGUCGGGUGCUGGUUCAGGGGCGGCAGCAGUGGGGCGGCGGCAGCCCGAUGUCGCCACACACGAUGGCGCGCAGCGGCGGCGGCAGCCUGCCCGGGUCUCCGCUGAUUGGCGCCCGGCGGCCCGGCAGCGGGCGAUAG
This is a messenger RNA of Chlorella variabilis, 4752 nucleotides long. RefSeq lists its product as hypothetical. Gene Ontology annotation, molecular function: protein binding. Lineage: Eukaryota; Viridiplantae; Chlorophyta; Trebouxiophyceae; Chlorellales; Chlorellaceae. Bases 1 to 4752 code for a protein of 1583 amino acids. The transcript is spliced from 20 exons. The record is from RefSeq and is a predicted model, not a curated record.